Molecule: messenger RNA, 2653 nt
Organism: Pieris rapae (cabbage white)
Lineage: Eukaryota; Metazoa; Arthropoda; Insecta; Lepidoptera; Pieridae
Product: ceramide-1-phosphate transfer protein
Exons: 4
Coding region: 141-776 (211 amino acids)
Biological process (GO): ceramide transport; intermembrane lipid transfer
Cellular component (GO): cytoplasm; cytosol; membrane
Molecular function (GO): ceramide 1-phosphate transfer activity; ceramide 1-phosphate binding
Source: RefSeq, a predicted model, not a curated record
CAAUAAGCAUUUCACUUUUACGCAAAUACGCAGACAGCUGUCGCUGUCAAACUGAGCAGGUAUUGUUGAAAGAUAAAUUGAACCAGCCAGUUGGAUAUUUUAUUUAAGGAUUUUUGUUUUUUUGAAAGAAAAUUUACGAAAUGUCUAAUGAAAACACACUAGAUUUACAUUACGUACACGAAUGCUUUCGGAAGAGCUUAAAAGAGAAUGAUGACGUGGUAAUUGAUGCGUACAUAGAUGGAUAUAAUGAAUUAGUAAAGUUCUUGAACCUCAUCGGGACAGUAUUUUCUUUUGUGAGUAGCGAUGUGAAAAGUAAAAUAAAGGUUAUGGAAAAGCUUAAAAGUGGAGACGAUGCUGUAUACUAUGAAUCUUUCAAGAAAAUGAUGAAGUAUGAAAAAGAGACCAGUUUGCACGAAAAGAAUGGUUUUGUAUCGGGAUCAAGGACGAUGUUGCGUUUGCAUCGAGGGCUGGAUUUCAUCCGAGUAUUUUUAAAACGAAUAAGUGAAACAGAAGAAGAUAUGAAUACUUGCACUACAUGUCAGGGUUCCUAUAAUGAGACCUUAGCUGAAUUCCAUCCAUGGUACAUAAGAAAAGCUGCAACACUUGCAAUGCAUGCCCUGCCUUCCAGACAAGAUUUAUUAAAAAAGAUCUUUGGCUCGGAAGAUGAAUUAACAGAGGCGAUGUCAGUUUUACCACAAACUCUAGAAUCCUGUGACGAAGUAUACCAAAGAGUACAUCAACUCUAUACAGACUUUGAUUUUCACGGCUUGCCAUAGACUGUAAAUUGGGCGGCUAAGAAAAUGUUCAGAGGUAGUUGAAAAAUUGCUCAAAGACCUGCCUAAUUAGCUUAUAUGGAGCGUUAAACUUAAAUUAUCUGCUUUUGUGGCUUUCAAAGCUGCUUUCAAUGUGAUCAAAUGUCAAUAAUAUUUUAACCAUUGUAAAUUACUACAAUCGCGGUAUUGAUGUGCAUUUUAAAAUAGUAUAUAAUUUUGUUAUAAGUAAUUCCUUUUAGUAUAAUUACCUAGUCAUACAUCUUAAUACAUUUUUUAAAGUACAAUAUUAAAUAUCUAGAAGGCAAUCGAAAUUGUCGUCAGUUUAGGUUUUGUUUAUCUUUGAAACUGAGAAAUAUUUUUUAAUAGUGUAUAAUUUUCAAAACAAUUGAACAUCGAACCAAUUCGACUUAGGGUCAAACAAGAAAGGAGUGUAUUCAUUCUUAAAAGGCCAGCAACGCACAAGCGAGACGCACCCUCUGGAGAGUGUCCAUGGGCGGCGGUAUCACUUAACAUCGAAUGAGCUUCCUGCCUGUUAGAUGGACAGAAGAAAAUAAAAUUAAAGAAAUAAUACUGUAAUAAUAUAUAAUUAAAGAAAAAUACUUCUAUUUUAUGUAUUAUCUAAAUUGCAGUGAUACAAUUUAUUUCUCGCGUUAAAAGGACCAGUUGAAUUCUUAUAAUUCGCCAGUUUAGUAUAUAAGCGAACACGCGAGUUGAUUUUUCUUUGUUAACGUAACUAUGACAUGUGAUAUAUAUAUCAGAUGAAGAAGCCUGAGGUUUAAAUAAGUCUAAGUACUACUGUAAAGUAUGAUCUCAAACCAGAUAACUACCCCUGUUGUUUCUAGCCCCAUUUUUUUAUUUGCGGACGUAAUUAAUAAGCUGGCAUGGUAAUGCGAACAGGCGUUGAACAUAUUUUUUUCUAAAUUCACUGUACAUUGCCUUACAAACUUUUUGUUAAAAAAAGCCUUUGAUUUGCUUAAAUAUAUACAUAAAUAGGAUUGAAAUUUCUUAUUGUCGAUCAUAACUUUUGUUUAUCUAAAUCAUAACAUUGUGUCAGCUAUAUCUAUAUAUUUUAAAUGCGUAAUGUAAAAACAGAUUAUAGAAAAAAAGUUGGUUGAAUAACAUAGAUAAAAUGCAUACGUAAGUAUUAAUUUACUUAAAAAAUAUUAUUUCUGUUAUCUAUGGAAAACGUGUUCCGAACAACUACGAGUAUGUGUACUAGAACAAAAGCGUUUAAAGUACGUUAUAAAACAAUUCAUAUACAGUAUUUAGUAAAAUUUUCGAUGUAUAAUUCUUUCAGAGGCUUAAAUUGUAUAGAGGUGCUAAAAAAACGCUAAGGAUAAUUAUAAAACCAGUUCAAGAUUAAUUUAAUAAUAUAUAGAAUAUCUGCGUCAAUAAUUAUUAAGUUAUCAUAUCGUGCAAUACCUAUUUCUAUUAGUGCUACGAAAUUAGAUGUAGCUAGAUAAUCAAUGUUUCACAGGAAUUCUUCUGCAGUUCAUAAUGAAAUAUGAAGCAUAAUUCCGGACCAAUUGGCUAAAAUUCGAGCUCAAAAGUAACAUUUGCUCACAGUAAGCUCAUUGUAGUACCAUCAUUUAAAUGAAUUCAGUUUUAAAUAAUAUGUAAAAUGUUUUUAUUAGAUACAGUAUUAAUCUUCAAUAUAUUAUGUUCCUUUUUAAUUUACCUAACAUUUUUAUUGAUUUAUUUCAUUUUUAUCCUAUUAUACUUUCAAAUGUUUUAUAGACUUGUUAGUUAUUUUUAAGCUUAACGUACUUAGAUAUUAAGGUUUUAUCGUGUUUGGCGCUAGUGUUGCAUAAGUAUUCCAUGUUUGGCAUUCCCAGUCCUAUGGUGGAUUUGUAUAUUUCCAAUAAAGCGUUAUGAAUAAA